AUCGUGAAGUGGCUGAACAACGUGUUUUGAACUUGAGGCAGAAGUUUCUGAAAAACCCAAACUUCCACACAGAGUAUUCGUCGUUUAUGGAUGGCAUCAUUGAAAGGGGCUAUGCUGUGAAAGUACCAGUGAAAGACCUCAACCGUGAGGAUGGUAAAGUUUGGUACCUGCCACACCAUGGGGUUUAUCAUCCCAAGAAGCACAAGCUCCGAGUGGUUUUUGACUGUGGCGCGUCAUACCAGGGCAUCACACUGAACAAUCAGCUGCUACAGGGACCGAAUCUCACCAGCACCCUCCUUGGUGUAAUCAACCGGUUCAGGCAAGAGGAAGUAGCUGUCAUAUCAGACGUCGAAGCUAUGUUCCACCAGGUUAAGGUGCCUGACGAAGACUCUGACCUUCUACGGUUCCUCUGGUGGACAUCAGGCGACAUCAGUCAGGAGUUAGUGGAGUACAAAAUGGUGGUGCAUCUGUUCGGAGCGACCUCAUCUCCAAGCUGUGCCAGCUUUGCAUUGCGCAAGUGUGCUGAAGACAACAGAGAUGAGUGCAACAACGAAGCAGUAGAAACGGUGCUCAACAAUUUCUACGUGGAUGACUGCUUGAAGUCAGUACACACAGAAAAGGAAGCUGUUCAGUUGUACUACACAUUAUGAGCUGUAUGUGAAAAAGGCGGAUUCAGACUUACCAAAUGGAUAAGCAAUAGCAGAGCACUGCUGUCGAUGAUUCCAGAAGAAAAGAGGGCAACAGAGGUUAAAGACCUUGACUUGGAUCGGGAUGUCCUUCCAACAGAGAGAGCCCUGGGAGUUUGCUGGUGUAUCCAGUCUGACAGUUUCAGGUUCAAAAUCAUCAUGUCAAAUAAGACUCCAACCAGGAGAAACAUCCUGUCCAUUGUAAGCUCUGUUUAUGACCCAUUGGGUAUUUUGGCCCCAGUCACACUCACAGCAAAGAAAAUCCUGCAAGAGCUUUGCAGAAUGAAGUUAAGCUGGGAUACCCUCAUACCCGACGAACUCGCUCGUGAGUGGUCCAUGUGGAAAACUCAACUGUGCCAGUUGGAGAACAUCAGUGUCCCAAGAUGCUUCAAGCCUAAAGGCUUUGGUGAGUCCGUUUUUAACCAACUCCACCAUUUUGCAGAUGCGAGCGAAGAAGGUUAUGGGACGGUUAGUUACCUGGUACAAAGGAACAGCAACAAUGAAACCCAUUGUGCGUUUGUCAUGGGAAAAUCAAGAGUGGCUCCUCUCAAGCACAUGAAAGUCCCUUGACUGGAGCUCACUGCAGCUACCAUGGCUGCUCGCAUGGAUAAGACAUUGAGAACGGAACUGCAGCUUGAACUACAGGAAUCAGUGUUUUGGUCAGACAGUGCAACUGUGCUGAAAUACAUUCAAAACAAAACAAGCAGAUUUCGCACUUUUGUUGCUAAUCGUGUGGACACCAUCUUGAAAAUCUCUGAGCCACAUCAAUGGAGGUACCUUAAUACUUCACAGAACCCAGCUGACUGCGCGUCAAGGGGACUCGAUGCGAAGAAAAUCGUCCAAAGCCACACUUGGUUACAGGGGCCGGACUUUCUCUCUAAACCCACGGAAGAGUGGCCUGAAAACCUGGAACACCCUGGGGAUCUAACCAUGGAGGACCCAGAGGUAAGGAACGCCAUGGUUUGUGCAACUGCUACCGAAGAACAACGAGAUGCUGUACGAGAGCUCAUGCAGUACUUCUCAUCUUGGAUGUGCCUCAAGAAAGCGGUUGCCUGGCUGAUGAAAGUAAAGAGCAUUGUGCUGAGACUGAGUCGAAAGAUGAAAGAAUUAAGUGCUAUCAAAGGUACACCAGAAGUUGAGAUGGAAAUGAGGACCUUCAAGUCAGAUGUCAUGAGCGCUGACACUCAGAGACUCACUGUGGAGGAUCUUACAGAAGCUGAACAAGAGAUCAUUCGAUACUGCCAGAGAAAAACAUUUUCCAAGGAGAUCUCUGCACUUCAAAGAUGUGAAGGCAUAAAGAGAAGCAGUAGCCUGUUCAAGCUGAAUCCUGUUCUUCAUGAUGGCAUUCUCAGAGUUGGUGGGAGACUAAACAGGUCUGCUUUGCCUGAGGAGUCCAAGCGACCAGCAAUUCUGGACAAGAAUCUUCACGUCACAAACCUGAUCCUAAAAGAGAUCCAUGAAAACUUAGGUCACAGCGGCCACAAUCACGUGCUAUCCAAACUACGGACCAAGUACUGGAUCCCAGGUGCAAAUUCAGCAAUAAGGAGGAUCCUAUCCAAGUGCAUCAUCUGUCGACUGUGCUGCAGGACAACAGCAAAUGGCUGACUUACCUCGAGACAGAGUCAUGCCAGAUGGCCCUCCAUUUACCAACACUGGAGUGGACUACUUUGGCUCAUUUGAAGUAAAACGUAGGAGAAGCACAGUCAAGAGAUAUGGUGUUAUCUUUACGUGUCUGGCAGUUCGUGCUGUGCACUUAGAGGUUGCAUCAUCACUCGACACGGAUUCCUUUAUAAACGCUCUGCGUCGCUUUGUGGCAAGAAGAGGUCAGGUCAAAAUCCUGCACUCUGACAAUGGAACCAAUUUUGUUGGAGCCGAGCGUGAGCUAAAGAAAGCCAUUGAGGAAUGGAAUGUCUCCAAGAUUGAAAGCACCUUGCAUCAAAACGGCAUCCAGUGGAUAUUUAAUCCUCCCACUGGUUCCCACCAUGGAGGUGUUUGGGAGAGACUGAUCAAGUCAGUAAAAAAGAUUCUGAGUACCACACUGAAGGAACAGGUGCUUGAUGAGGAGAGCUUACACACCCUGCUAUGUGAGGCAGAAGCGAUUCUGAAUAGCAGGCCGAUAACCAAAGCUACCAGCGAUCCAAAUGACCUAGAAGCGCUGACGCCCAAUCACCUGUUGCUGCUCAAGCCCAAGCCAUCUCUGCCCCCAGGUCUUUUUGACAAACAAGAUCUGUAUGCACGAAAAAGAUGGAAACAGAUCCAGUAUAUGGCAGACCUAUUCUGGAAGCGAUGGGCAAGAGAAUAUCUUCCAGAACUGCAAGAGUGCCAAAAAUGGAACUAUCCAUACCGCAACUUCACCACUGGAGACAUUGUGGUAAUCGUUGAUGACUCAGCUCCACGCAACUCAUGGGUUACCGGAAGGGUCAUCCACACAGUGCCAGACAAAUUUGGGCUGGUACGCCAGGUCCGGAUUAAAACUAAGACCAACACUUUGGACAGACCCAUCACAAAAAUUUGUCUUUUACAAGAAGCUGAGUGAGGCAUGAAGCCCACUACCUAAAAGACUGUGAACAGGGACUGUUUUCACCUGAGGAUGUUAAGAUCUUUGGCUCCAUUUAAUUUGUUGUUUGGUAAUUGUGUCUAGUUAAGAGCACAAUUAGGGGCCGGUAUGUGGGAGCCAAGCUCAGUUUAUG
Salarias fasciatus (jewelled blenny) is the source of this 3376-nucleotide messenger RNA. RefSeq lists its product as uncharacterized. Gene Ontology annotation, molecular function: nucleic acid binding. The transcript is spliced from 2 exons. The record is from RefSeq and is a predicted model, not a curated record. Lineage: Eukaryota; Metazoa; Chordata; Actinopteri; Blenniiformes; Blenniidae. The coding region runs from base 2284 to 3222 and encodes 312 amino acids. Gene Ontology annotation, biological process: DNA integration.